CGCGCAGUGCCACACAAACGAAGAAGCUCCACCUUGACAACUUCCUGUAGAGCAGUAACAUGUGAGAAAACGUGCCUUAUUGCAAUCGCACUGUUUACAGACAUUCAUAUGACAAGAUCUUUAAUGUUAUCGCGACUUGUAUAUAACAACAUCUGCUAGAGUCUGUAAUCAAGGGCGCUGUUUUAGAGACGUUUGCUGGCUGUGAAGAACAGUCGAGCUGAACUCGUGUUGAAAAUGCCCGCAGUCACUUUAUUUGUCAGGAGAUUACCUGCAACAGCCACCAAUGCAAACCUGGCUGAGGUUUUCUCUGAAAUAGGACCGCUGAAGAAUUGCUUUGUUGUCGGGGACAGAGAGACUAAAAAAUGUCGUGGCUUUGGAUAUGUUACAUUCUCAAUGGAAGAUGAUGCACAGCGGGCCAUAAAAGAAGUCAGAGAGUAUGAAGGCGAGAAGAUAUUUGUAACUGUGGCCAAGAAAAAGCCCGAUAAUAAGAAAAAGAAGAAGAAAGUAAAAACAGAAGAAGAUUCAGAAGAUAAAACGAAUCCAAAGCAUGAACCAACAGAAACCAAAAGUCCUGCAAAGAGUACAGGCAUAAAGAAGAACAAACUGAAAGCUCGACUGAUCAUCAGAAAUCUCAGUUUUAAGUGUGAAGAAGAUGAUUUAAAACAGAUCUUCUCUGAGUUUGGAACAGUGAUGGAUGCCAAGAUUCCCUUAAAACCAGAUGGAAAGAAGCGAGGUUUUGCAUUUGUGCAGUUUAAGAAUAUGGCAGAAGCUGGAAAAGCUCUGGCUGCGAUGAACCUGAAGGAGAUCAAAGACAGACAGGUGGCUGUGGACUGGGCCAUUGCAAAAGACAAGUAUCUCGCCAACCAAUCAGCGGGAGCAGCUGGAACCAUCAAAGAAGAGAAUGUGAAUUCUAAAGGUGCAGGAGCUGAUGGGAAAGAAAAAGAGGCCAAGAAAAAGCCCACAUUACAGGAAACAAAGGAUGACUCUGAGUCAGAAGAAGAAGAGGCGUCCGAGGAUGAUGAUGAUGAUGAAGCCAAUAGUAGUGAAGCAGAUAAUGCCGAAAAUGACUCUGAAUCUCAGCAGACAGACAGUGAUGCCAGUGAACCUGAAGACGAUGAUGAUGAUGAUGAUGACUCCGACGACGCUGAGGGAAAAACUCCUCCAAAGAAGAAGAGAGACCCUCUUCCUUCAGAUGUGAAUGAGGGAAGAACCAUCUUCAUCAGAAAUCUGGCCUUUGACACAGAUGAAGAGGGUUUGGAAGAAGUGUUGUUGCAGUUUGGUGAGCUAAAAUACGUUCGUGUGGUGAUGAGCGUAGACACAGGAUAUUCAAAAGGUUGUGCUUUUGCUCAGUUCAAAAGUAAAGAAGCGGCAGACAAAUGUAUCGCUGCUGCUGCUGAAGAUGAAAAAGAGUUUGGUGGCAUUAGGGUUGAUGGCAGGAGAUUGAACGUUUUGCCUGCAGUAAACAGAGAAGACGCUACCAAAUUCAAGGACAAGAAAGUGAAAACUCACACAGGCUCCAGGAACCUUUACCUCGCCAGAGAGGGCUUGAUUCGUCCUGGAUCCAAGUCUGCAGAGGGAGUUUCAGAAACUGACUUGGCCAAGAGGACAAGAGUGAGUAUGAAGAACAGACAGGUGGCUGUGGACUGGGCCAUUGCAAAAGACAAGUAUCUCGCCAACCAAUCAGCGGGAGCAGCUGGAACCAUCAAAGAAGAGAAUGUGAAUUCUAAAGGUGCAGGAGCUGAUGGGAAAGAAAAAGAGGCCAAGAAAAAGCCCACAUUACAGGAAACAAAGGAUGACUCUGAGUCAGAAGAAGAAGAGGCGUCCGAGGAUGAUGAUGAUGAUGAAGCCAAUAGUAGUGAAGCAGAUAAUGCCGAAAAUGACUCUGAAUCUCAGCAGACAGACAGUGAUGCCAGUGAACCUGAAGACGAUGAUGAUGAUGAUGAUGACUCCGACGACGCUGAGGGAAAAACUCCUCCAAAGAAGAAGAGAGACCCUCUUCCUUCAGAUGUGAAUGAGGGAAGAACCAUCUUCAUCAGAAAUCUGGCCUUUGACACAGAUGAAGAGGGUUUGGAAGAAGUGUUGUUGCAGUUUGGUGAGCUAAAAUACGUUCGUGUGGUGAUGAGCGUAGACACAGGAUAUUCAAAAGGUUGUGCUUUUGCUCAGUUCAAAAGUAAAGAAGCGGCAGACAAAUGUAUCGCUGCUGCUGCUGAAGAUGAAAAAGAGUUUGGUGGCAUUAGGGUUGAUGGCAGGAGAUUGAACGUUUUGCCUGCAGUAAACAGAGAAGACGCUACCAAAUUCAAGGACAAGAAAGUGAAAACUCACACAGGCUCCAGGAACCUUUACCUCGCCAGAGAGGGCUUGAUUCGUCCUGGAUCCAAGUCUGCAGAGGGAGUUUCAGAAACUGACUUGGCCAAGAGGACAAGAUUUGAGGAGCUGAAAAGGUCAAAGUUAAAGGACAUGAACAUUUAUGUGUCUAAAACACGGUUGUGUGUUCAUAACCUGCCUAAGAAUGUGGAUCAACAGAAACUUCAGAAGCUCUGCCUCUCUGCUGCUGGUGGUAAAGGGGUCUGCAUUACGGAGUGUCGUGUGAUGUAUGACAAGAAGCCUAUUCGUGGUCAGGUGAUCGGCAAGUCUCUGGGAUAUGGCUUUGUGGCGUUUAAAGAGCAUGAGCAUGCUCUACAAGCCCUACGUCACCUCAACAACAACCCAGACAUCGUUGGACCCCAAAAGAGACCCAUAGUGGAGUUCUCUCUGGAGGAUGGAAGAAAGCUGAAACUUAAAGCCAUUCGUUUGGAAAACAGCAAGAAGCAACUCAAAAAAGGCAGUAGCCAAAAAGGAGAGCAACUGCCGCAGCAGCAGCAGCAUUCUGGGAAGAAGAAAGGACCUUUGAGGAAAGGAAAUGCAGCUAAUGUUGUUAAACAGGAGAAGGAACAAGGAAGCCAGUACAGCGGCUUUAUGACCAAACCAGAGGUGGAGCAUGUAGAACUGAAGGAUGGCAAAAAGCGGCCCAAGGUUCUGCACAUGCCUUCACACAGAGGCCCAAAGAUCAGGAAACGCGAUAAAGGGAAACAACCCAUGGUACAACCCAAGAAACAGAAGAAAGUGCCCAGCAGGAAAGAGAGAAAGGGGCCUACUUUCAUUGAGAAAUCCAGCACGAACAGGAAACCGAAUACCAAACCUGCCAAACUAAAGUUCCAGAACAGAGAGGAUGUCCGCUUUGACACACUGGUGAACCAGUACAAAAAGAAACUAAUGGGAACAUCAAAUACUAAGACUGCAGUCAAAAAGAGCAAAUGGUUCAGCUGAACAUGUGAGACUGAAAGAACAUGUGAAAAAUGUUGAAAACCUCAGAGGAGGACUAAAUGUAAUACUUUUGAGUUUUUAAAACGGAAAAAGUCAGUUUUUCGCCAUGUGAUGUUGUUUGUUUGCCUCAGAAGUAUUUCCUUUAUAGAUAUAACAGAAUGCAGAGAUGGUUCUAAUACGUA
Messenger RNA from Sinocyclocheilus grahami, 3485 nucleotides. Its product is annotated as RNA-binding protein 28-like. The record is from RefSeq and is a predicted model, not a curated record. The transcript is spliced from 27 exons. Lineage: Eukaryota; Metazoa; Chordata; Actinopteri; Cypriniformes; Cyprinidae. The coding region runs from base 235 to 3306 and encodes 1023 amino acids. Gene Ontology annotation, cellular component: nucleolus. Gene Ontology annotation, molecular function: mRNA binding.